Molecule: messenger RNA, 1997 nt
Organism: Cynocephalus volans (Philippine flying lemur)
Lineage: Eukaryota; Metazoa; Chordata; Mammalia; Dermoptera; Cynocephalidae
Product: RNA-binding protein 25-like
Exons: 1
Biological process (GO): virion assembly; proteolysis
Molecular function (GO): aspartic-type endopeptidase activity; zinc ion binding; nucleic acid binding
Source: RefSeq, a predicted model, not a curated record
UCGGGAGGCGCGCUCUGCCAUCGGACUCUUUCUUCUAUUUCUACGGCACUCGGUCUCGUCGCCGUUUCUGGUUUCUUUUUGUCUUAGUUGUGAUAGGUCUUUGCGUCGUCGUUCCCCUAUUGGAAAUUUUCGAGAUGGGGCAAAGUGCCCUUACGCCCCUCUCCCUUACUCUAGAUCAUUGGAAAGAUGUCAAAGCCAGGGCUCACAAUCUGUCCAUGGAGAUCAAAAAAGGAAAAUGGCAGACUUUCUGUUCGUCUGAGUGGCCCACAUUCGGCGUAGGUUGGCCACCAGAGGGAACCUUUGAUCUUACUGUCAUUUUUGCAGUUAAAAAGAUUGUUUUUCAGGAGACCGGAGGACACCCGGACCAGGUUGCCUGUGUCGUGGUAUGGCAAGACCUCGCCCAGAAUCCCCCUCCCUGGGUGCCACCCUCCAGCAAAGUCGCUGUUGUUUCGGGAUCAGAAAAUACUCAAAGGCCACCUACAAGGAAGCCUUCCGCCCCUCCCCAACCCCCCGUCCUCCCGACACCAGAUGACCUAUUUUCUCUCUCUGAAACCCCACCUUACCCGGCGGCUCCGCUGCCCCCUCUGGCCCCUCAGGGAAACAGAUCGGCACCAGGCCGAGCGCCCGGUGAUCCUAGCCCUGAGGGACCGGCUGCGGGGACUAGGAGCCGCCAACCUCGCAGUCCGAGAGACGGCUCCGGUCCUGACUCCACCGUAGCUUUGCCCCUCCGAGCCAUAGGGCCCCCAGCUGAGCCUAAUGGCUUGGUCCCUCUACAGUAUUGGCCUUUUUCCUCAGCAGAUCUUUACAAUUGGAAGUCUAACCACCCGUCUUUUUCUGAAAAUCCAGCAGGACUCACGGGACUCCUUGAGUCUCUUAUGUUUUCUCAUCAGCCCACUUGGGACGAUUGCCAACAGCUACUCCAGAUCCUCUUCACCACUGAAGAGCGAGAAAGGAUUCUCCUGGAGGCCCGCAAGAACGUUCUCGGGGACAACGGGGCCCCUACACAACUCGAGAACCUCAUUAAUGAGGCCUUCCCCCUCAAUCGACCUCAAUGGGAUUACAACACGGCCGAAGGUAGGGAGCGUCUCCUGGUCUACCGCCGGACUCUAGUGGCAGGUCUCAAAGGGGCAGCUCGGCGCCCCACCAAUUUGGCUAAGGUAAGAGAGGUCUUACAAGGACCGGCAGAACCCCCUUCGGUUUUCUUAGAACGCCUAAUGGAGGCCUAUAGGAGAUACACUCCGUUUGAGCCCUCUUCUGAGGGGCAGCAGGCUGCAGUUACCAUGGCCUUCAUCGGACAGUCAGCCCCAGAUAUUAGAAAAAAGUUACAGAGGCUAGAGGGGCUCCAAGAUUAUUCCUUGCAAGAUUUAGUGAGGGAGGCAGAAAAGGUGUACCACAAAAGGGAGACAGAAGAAGAAAGAGAGGAAAGAGAAAAAAAGGAGGCAGAAGAGAGAGAAAGGCGGCGCGAUAAGCGCCAAGAGAAAAACUUGACUAGGAUUUUGGCCGCAGUAGUAAGUGAAAAAGGUUUUAGGGAUAGGCAGACAGGGAAUCUGAGCAACCGGGCAAGAAAGAAAACACCUAGGGAUGGAAGACCCCCUCUAGACAAAGACCAAUGCGCGUACUGUAAAGAGAAGGGUCACUGGGCAAGAGAAUGUCCCCGGAAAAAGAACAUCAGAGAAGCCAAGGUUCUAUCCCUAGAUGACUAGGGGAGUCGGGGUUCGGACCCCCUCCCCGAACCUAGGGUAACACUGACUGUGGAGGGGACCCCCAUCGAGUUUCUGGUCGAUACCGGGGCUGAACAUUCGGUGUUGACCCAACCCAUGGGGAAGGUAGGGUCCAGGCGGACAGUCGUAGUAGGAGCAACCGGCAGCAAAGUCUACCCCUGGACCACACAAAGACUUUUAAAGGUUGGACAUAAACAAGUGACCCAUUCCUUUUUGGUCAUACCUGAGUGCCCUGCUCCUCUGUUGGGCCGGGACAUUCUGACCAAACUAAAGGCC